Lodderomyces theae is the source of this 861-nucleotide messenger RNA. RefSeq lists its product as uncharacterized. The record is from RefSeq and is a predicted model, not a curated record. The coding region runs from base 1 to 861 and encodes 286 amino acids. NCBI's taxonomy places the organism in Eukaryota, Fungi, Ascomycota, Pichiomycetes, Serinales, Debaryomycetaceae. Gene Ontology annotation, cellular component: endoplasmic reticulum; membrane. Gene Ontology annotation, biological process: endoplasmic reticulum tubular network organization; membrane organization. The transcript has a single exon.
AUGCCACCAAAGGCCACAACGUCUUCCGCUUCAUCGACAACCAGGGUGCAGUCUAGCUCGCCAGCACAGCAAUUUGUGGCACUCCUCAAGACACAACAGUUUUACUGGUACUUGGGCCAUGUGUUUGCUAUCAUCUUCUUUGCAUUGAGCUCAUUGUCGGGAAUACUUUUCAGACAGGCAGCUUCGUUAAGGUACUAUCGUUUUACAUUGUUGUCCAUCAUUGUCACUUACUUGAUUGUGUUGAAACAGGUAUACCUCAAACGUUCUGGUCAAAAAGCCACCACCGCCAGAUUAAUUGGAGAUGAAAAUGUGCAAUACUUGAGCUUGGCGGUUGUGUUUUACCUUGCAAGCUUCAUCCUCGACAACCAAGUACAGACUGUGUUGUAUUCGUAUAUCAUAUUUGCAGUUUUCCAUGCACUCACCUACUUCCAGAACAACUUGUUGACAGUGCUUAUUCCAUCUGUUGCCACUCAGCAGAGAGUCAACUCAGCCAUCAACAACUUCACCACACAGUAUAACCAGCCAGCAUUGUCAGCUGCGUCGAGUGUGGAGAUUGUGUUGGCGGUUAUGUCGGCAUUUGACGUGUUGAUCAGCACAUUCUGGGUGUUGUUGAAGUGGAACAUUGUGCAGUAUGCCACCAAGGUGGUUCUUUUAGCCGCAGUUGUUGUGUUUAUCAAGUUGAGGUAUGAAGGCAACCAAUUCACCAAAGCUGCAGUGGGUCAAUUGGACCAGACAGCGAAUGGAUAUGUGAACCAGUUGAACAGUCCGCAAUUGACACAGAAAUACUUUGGAUACAGAGAGAAGUUGAUUCGUUCGUUGGCACUGAUCCAGAGACCUAAAGUGGAGAAGAAGACUCAAUGA